This is a messenger RNA of Odocoileus virginianus texanus, 1403 nucleotides long. It is a transcript of the gene RNF126, whose product is annotated as ring finger protein 126. Gene Ontology annotation, biological process: protein ubiquitination. Gene Ontology annotation, cellular component: cytoplasm. Gene Ontology annotation, molecular function: ubiquitin protein ligase activity. NCBI's taxonomy places the organism in Eukaryota, Metazoa, Chordata, Mammalia, Artiodactyla, Cervidae. The record is from RefSeq and is a predicted model, not a curated record.
GGGGGCGGGCGGCGUGGAGGAGGCGGCGGUGGCCAUGGCCGAGGCGUCACCGCAGCCCGGACGGUACUUCUGCCACUGCUGCUCAGUCGAGAUCGUGCCGCGCCUGCCGGAUUACAUCUGCCCAAGAUGCGAGUCUGGGUUUAUCGAGGAGCUUCCAGAAGAGACCAGGAGUGCAGAGAACGGCUCAGCCCCCUCCACAGCCUCCGCGGACCAGAGCCGGCAGCAACCGUUCGAGAAUGUGGACCAGCCCCUGUUCACGCUGCCGCAGGGCUACGGGCACUUUGCUUUCGGCAUCUUUGACGACAGCUUCGAGAUCCCCACGUUUCCCCCUGGGGCGCAGGCUGAUGACAGCAGGGACCCCGAGAGCCGGCGGGAGCGAGAGCAGCACUCCCGGCACCGGAUCAUCCAGCAGCUGGUCAACGGCAUCAUCACCCCGGCCACCAUCCCCAACCUGGGCCUGGGCCCCUGGGGCGUCCUGCAUUCAAACCCGAUGGACUACGCCUGGGGGGCCAACGGCCUGGACGCCAUCAUCACGCAGCUCCUCAAUCAGUUUGAAAACACGGGUCCCCCACCCGCAGACAAAGAGAAAAUCCAGGCCCUCCCCACCGUGCCCGUGACCGAGGAGCACGUUGGCUCGGGGCUGGAGUGUCCCGUGUGCAAGGAUGACUAUGGGCUGGGUGAGCGUGUGCGGCAGCUGCCCUGCAACCACCUCUUCCACGAUGGCUGCAUCGUGCCCUGGCUGGAGCAGCACGACAGCUGCCCUGUCUGCCGAAAAAGCCUCACAGGACAGAACACGGCCACCGACCCCCCGGGCCUGGCUGGGGUGAGCUUCUCCUCCUCCUCGUCAUCCUCCUCCAGCUCACCCGGGAAUGAGAACCCGGCCAGCAGCUCCUGAGCACACCGGCCGGCCAGCCCCCAGGGCAACAGCAGACACCCCACGCGCCCACGGACUGCAGCGCCACCGGGCCCGCCGCGGAGGAGGCUCGGAGGACCCACCCCUCCAGGCUGCGGAGGGAGCUCGGCCUCCCCAGGGACAACCCGGCUGGGCCGGGCGCCCGCGCACACUGCCCGGGCGUCCCACCUUCCCCCCCUUUGUCUCUGACCUCACCCUCUACAUGUUCAACGGCGGAAAGGUUUUUAUAAUUUUAAAUUAUUACUGCUUUGAAAUAAAUGGACGUUUGAGCUCACUCGCGGCCCUGCAUGAUCUGUGGAGAGACGGGGUGGAGCCACUUGGCUGGGGUCCUGGCUGCGUGGACAGGCCCUGCUCCCCACCCUGAGCACUGGGGCCUGGGAUACCAGGAUAACCAGCGAAACAAGGACAAGACUGCUCUGACAGACGUUUUUUAAAGGAGAAAAUAUGUGUAUCUUGAAAGCUAUUUAAAAAUACACCUACUUAGAAAGAA